Ustilago hordei is the source of this 420-nucleotide messenger RNA. RefSeq lists its product as uncharacterized. The transcript has a single exon. NCBI's taxonomy places the organism in Eukaryota, Fungi, Basidiomycota, Ustilaginomycetes, Ustilaginales, Ustilaginaceae. The record is from RefSeq and is a predicted model, not a curated record. Gene Ontology annotation, molecular function: transcription coregulator activity. Gene Ontology annotation, cellular component: core mediator complex; mediator complex. Bases 1 to 420 code for a protein of 139 amino acids. Gene Ontology annotation, biological process: regulation of transcription by RNA polymerase II.
AUGACUACCACCCAAAAACCUACGGACCCCACUACCACCACCCGCACCCCCCCAGACGCUGCAUUACGCCAACAAAACCAAACGUCCUUCUCACGCGACCUCGAGUUCCUCUCCUCCCUCGCUAAUCCAUACUACCUCAACCAUCUCGCCCAAUCCGGCGUUCUCUCUUCUCCCGCAUUCAAACGAUAUCUCAAGUACUUGGACUACUUUCGAAACCCGAAAUAUGUCAAAUACCUGCAAUACCCUCAAGCGUUACACUUUUUGGAUCUACUGCAGAAUGAGGAGGAGUUCAGAAUGGCGUUGAGAGAUCCAGGAUUUGUGGGAGAGGUCAUGGCGAAACAGAUUGGUCAUUGGGCUACUUGGAGGGAUACUGAGGAGAAGGAGGAGGAUGGCGAGGGAACGGAUGGACAAGCGGUAUAG